ACGGAGAAAUGCGAAGUUGGACGAUUGCGGUUUCACACGUUAUUCCACGAGAUUAUAUUGGCAGUCGUUUUACGUUCUGAAAACACAUUUAGAUCAACAUGCCAAAGGUAAAGAGAAGCAGGAAACCUCCCCCAGAUGGAUGGGAACUCAUCGAACCUACUUUGGAUGAACUCGAUCAGAAAAUGCGCGAGGCUGAAACAGAGCCACAUGAGGGAAAGAGGAAGGUGGAGGCACUGUGGCCAAUAUUUCGCAUUCACCAUCAGAAGUCUCGAUAUCUGUAUGAUCUGUUCUACAGGAGAAAAGCUAUCAGUAGAGAGUUGUACGAGUACUGCCUGAAGGAGGGAAUAGCAGACAAGAACCUGAUAGCCAAGUGGAAGAAACAAGGCUAUGAGAACUUAUGCUGCCUCCGCUGUAUCCAGGUACGCGACACCAACUUCGCUACCAACUGUAUCUGCAGAGUACCUAAAGGCAAACUGGAAACUGGCAAGAUUGUUGAGUGUAUACACUGUGGCUGCAGGGGCUGUUCCGGCUGAUAUAUAGAAAAGUGGAAUUUUGUUGUAACUAUCUCAGAGAUCAUCUGACCUUUACAAGUCAUGAAAAUUUCACACUAUUUCAAUGCUCCCUUUGGGGCUUUGUAGUGUGAAUACAAAAAAAAAUAAUGUGUCUUAUUUUUAACAUUUGUUUGCAUAUUUUUAAUAUUUGUAUUCAUUGUAAUAAAAAAAGAAAAUGUCAGUCACAAUAAUGUUCCUUGCCUCAUGAAUAAUUAGGAUGUAAUUUGGUAUGUAGAUUUUGUGAAAGGUUUUCAAUCUUUUUAUGUAUGUAAUUUGUGAUCAGUUAUAUGUACCAUAGUUUCAAUAAUUUCUUCAUGACAUUUCACUGCUACAUCAUGUACAUAUUUCUCUCUGGGUACAAUGUGUGAAGCCCAUUUCUGGUGUCCCCCGCCGUGGUAUUGCUGGAAUAUUGCUAAAAGCGGCGCAAAACCAUACUCACUCACUCACUCACUCAUAUUUCUCUCUCUCAACAUAUGUAAAUAUCAAUGUAAUAUGAACCAUUUCAGAUAAAGAAGAUUUUGUCUUUUGAUCAGUACUUUAGGUGGUGAAAGAUUCACUGGAGAGUAUGUAAUCUUCACUUUUUAGCAUUAAAAGCAGUUCUGAUGUAUGUGUGAAUAAAUAGAAAACAACAAAAA
This is a messenger RNA of Haliotis rufescens (red abalone), 1186 nucleotides long. Its product is annotated as protein BUD31 homolog. The transcript has 4 exons. Gene Ontology annotation, biological process: mRNA splicing, via spliceosome. The coding region runs from base 99 to 533 and encodes 144 amino acids. Gene Ontology annotation, cellular component: spliceosomal complex; nucleus. Lineage: Eukaryota; Metazoa; Mollusca; Gastropoda; Lepetellida; Haliotidae. The record is from RefSeq and is a predicted model, not a curated record.